Messenger RNA from Protopterus annectens (West African lungfish), 2160 nucleotides. It is a transcript of the gene ZNF507, whose product is annotated as zinc finger protein 507. The record is from RefSeq and is a predicted model, not a curated record. NCBI's taxonomy places the organism in Eukaryota, Metazoa, Chordata, Ceratodontiformes, Protopteridae. The transcript has 4 exons. The coding region runs from base 143 to 736 and encodes 197 amino acids.
AGCCACUUCAGUACAGAAAGUGCACAGGUGUGAUAUAUGUGCCUACACAAGUACAACAUAUGUUGGUGUGCGGAACCAUAGAAGAAUCCACAGUUCAGAGAAGCCAUACAGGUGCAGUAGUUGUGACUUUGCUACUACAAACAUGAACAGUCUGAAGUGUCACAUGAGGCGGCACCCACAGGAUCACAAGGCAAAGCAACUCUCAGAACAGUACAAGUGUUCCCUUUGUGGUUAUGUGUGUAGUCAUCCACCAUCUCUCAAGUCACAUAUGUGGAAACAUGCAAGUGACCAAAACUACAACUACGAGCAAAUGAAUAAGGCCAUAAAUGAAGCAAUUUCACAAAGUACCAGGUUUCAGGGAGAUCCUCAAAUAAGAACAUUUGUUGAAGCUAUCAGUGAAACUGCAUGCACUGUUGGAAUUUCAGACAAAACUGUACCCUGUGCAGAAGUGACAAACCAGACUGUAAAUGGAAUUGCUGAGCCAAACAGAAAUUUGAAUUCAAACACAACAAGGAAUUCUUCUGUCAGCUUGGAGACAAAUUUAGGUCCGCCUCAGGUGACUGGAAUGGAAUAUGUUCUACUCUUCUGUUGCUGUAUUUGUGGUUUUGAAUCCACCAGUAAAGGACACCUCAUAGAUCACAUGAAAGAGCAUGAAGGUGAAAUUAUUAACAUUAUUCGUAACAAGGACCAAAAUUCACCAAGUUUUCAGAGUAACACAAGCUCAAGCAAUACAUAAACCAAUGAAUGAAGUCUUUGUGGGCUUAUUGCCACCGGACAGGUUAAACACCUGCAGGAUGCAAGUGGCUAAAAACCAGAGGAAACCAUAGUACAUCCCAUUAAUAAAAGUGCUGGUUAUUUUUGCCAUUGAGGUGAAAGUGGUAGUUCUGCUGAGAUGGUUAACUGCUGCAGAACUCCUCUGUCCAUUGCCAAGGCUAACAUCAGAAAGCUGUCGAACCACUGUGUGAUUUGAGCUGUCACUUAAAUUGUUUAAAGUGAACAGUAUGUUCAUUUGUUUCAGAGAAGUAACUAUCGGCAGAAUAUUUUAAGUAUCAAAGUUUUGCAAGAGUUCCGGUGAGGUGAACAGAGUUGAUCAUGAGAUAAAAUGCUGCUUACUUUAACCUCAGGUUUUGGCUUUACAUUUUAUUUUGAACGUAGUUUACACAAGUAAACAGGUCUUGGCAGAUAAACAUAAUCAAGAGUCCUAUAAGUUAUCACAUUACCAUAUCUCUGUCAUCUUGCAGUGUGUUACUAUUAAUUUAAUAUAAACAGCUCAUUAAUUUGAGUGUACGCAGAAGCUGUUAUAUUUGUCCCAUGUUUAAAAUGUAUCUGAAUUCAACUCAUGACUGUUUCCAGUAAGUUAGCUUUCACUGUAGUAACUGAAUAUUUAUUGAAGUAUAUUUUAUAGGCAUAAUAUGUUCAGUUGAAUGUAGUUGUGUGUAAUUAAUAGGUAUAUUGGUUUGAUUCCUUUUUAUCAUCCAGCAGACUUGCAAAGCUUAUAAUGCCCUAAAAGGGCACAUUAAUUUUCUCAAUUAUAAACUUAAUUUUCUCAAUUAUAAACUUUAUAGUUGAACUGAGUUUCCUUGCCCAAGGUCUAUGUCACACCUUUCUAUUAGAUCUUUUAAGACUUGAGUAUCCAAUCAGAUUUAGUGGCAGCUUUGUGAUUAGACUGACUUUUUCUGAGCUACCUUAUAGAGAGGAUUAGCUGAGCUGUCUUCCCAGCUGAUAAAAAGCAGUCAUAAUGCAAGUGCAAUUUAGAGAGAAACCUUAAAACAUUCUUUUGUCUUUGAUGGUCUUGCAUGUUAAUACCAGUAACAACAUAUUCUGUUAUUGCAUACUGAUCUGUGUUAUCACUAACCCAUCAACCAUAAACUUUUCAAAGUCUCACAUAGUCAUUUGCAAAAAUGUGUAUAUUUUUCAUCAUCUCCUCUUCAGUGUUCCCAGAUUACCUCUCUUUUUCCCCUGAGCUGUGUAUGCAUUUCAGUCAAAUAGGCUUUCAGUGAAACCUUUAUACUGACAGUACCCUUUACCUUUUGUUAACCAGGCAAGAUGCAAAUUACUUUCUUUGCUAUCUUAAGCAGUGAGUGCUGAAGGACAGAAACGACAACAUCAGAAUCACAGUAAUUGGGCAGUUUCCACCAAAUAAAGAUAUUGUGACCUACA